GUGACUCCAUUAACGACCAUCGGCUUAUAUAAGAAACAGACAAAAGACAAAUGGCGAAGAAAAAGAAAAAGAAAAAAAAUUGCAGGAAAAACUUUCGAACUUUCUCUUCCAAGUUGAAUCCAUGGAACUCACAGUUCUCUCGUCUUUCUUUCCAACCACUUAAAAUCAGCCCCCACUCUCCCCUACACAGAUGCCAAACUAUCGUCUCCUUUGUCGGCCAUUUCUCCUUCGCCGAAUGAGCUCUGCUUUUUGUUCUUCCCUAUAAUAAUCUCUCCCAAGAUCUCUCCAUCCUCUUGUUUUGUUUUUUAACUUUAAUUUUGGAGCAGAAAAGGCUUGGUUGGAGAAUUUGGGGUUUCCGCUGGUGGAUUUGAUCAGUAUGUAGCUGAAUAUAACAUGAAAAAAGGGGGGGAAUGAUUUCUCUCUAAUUUAUCGCUAUUUUCAGAGUGCCAAGUGUUCGAUUACAGCCGCAAAGUGCUGGAGAUUUUGAUUAUUUUUCUUUCUGCCCUUUAUUUUUUUCCUGCCCAAUUCAUAAAUUCGGCGUUUUCCCAUUAUUCCGCGCCCUGAAUUUUAAUCUCGAUCUGUCCUUUUUCUUUGAUUCAUGAGUUCCAUCUUCUUCAGCUUCUCGUCAGAAGAUGUGAGUUGGAAGAAGACAUGGCGGAAUUGCUGUGUUUGUUACCCCCUUUUCGACGAGUGAUGGCUGUGAGGUUUGUGCUAAGUUGCUGGAUCUUCAUGUAGUUUUGGUGGAGGCAAUGGUUGUUAAUAUGGUUACAGAUGUUGUCAAGUCAAGGGGAGGAUUUUUAGUAAGGUUUUUUGGAUUUUGGCUUUCAAUCACUCUUCUCUUUUGUACUACACAAGGGUUGAACUUAGAAGGGCUGUCCCUUUUGGAGCUGAAAAAGACUUUUAAGGAUGAAUUUGAUAGUUUGAAGAACUGGAAUCCCACGGACCAGACACCGUGCAGUUGGAUCGGUGUGAAAUGCACUGCUGGUGAAGCUCCGUUCGUAUGGUCACUCAACUUGAAGUCGAAGAAUCUUUCUGGAUCUCUAAACCCUGCUAUCGGUAAAUUGAUUCACUUAACUUAUCUUGAUCUCUCUUACAAUGAGUUCACCGGAAAUAUUCCCAAAGAGAUUGGUAAUUGUUCAGGUCUAGAAUACCUUUCUCUUAAUAACAACAUGUUUGAUGGGAAAAUCCCACCUGAAUUGGGGAAGCUUUCUUCCUUGAGGAGUUUGAAUAUUUGUAACAAUAGACUAAGUGGUUCGAUCCCUGAAGAGCUCGGGAAUUUAUCAUCACUAGUAGAGUUUGUGGCGUAUACCAACCAGCUCACCGGCCCGUUGCCUCGUUCUAUUGGGAAUCUCAAGAAUCUGAGGAGGUUUAGGGCUGGACAGAAUACUAUUUCUGGAAGCAUACCUUCCGAAAUAAGUGGGUGCCAGAGUCUUAAUAUGCUUGGCCUGGCUCAAAAUGAGAUAGGAGGGGAACUACCAAAGGAGCUUGGGAUGCUUUAUAACCUAACCGAGUUGAUUCUUUGGAAUAACCAGUUUUCUGGUAUUAUUCCUGAGGAGCUCGGGAACUGUACGAGCCUCGAGGUUCUUGCGCUGUAUGCAAAUGAGCUGGUUGGCCCCAUACCCAAGGCAUUGGGGAAUCUCAGAUUUCUGAAGAAGUUGUAUUUGUACAGGAAUCAGCUUAAUGGGACCAUUCCAAAGGAAAUUGGUAAUCUUUCGCUGGUUGAAGAAAUUGAUUUCUCAGAGAACUCUUUAACUGGUGAUAUCCCCUCAGAGUUAAGUAAGAUUAAGGGUUUGCGCUUGCUUUUCCUCUUCAAAAACCUGCUGACUGGUGUUAUACCAAAUGAAUUCAGCACCUUGAGUAACUUGACACGGCUCGAUCUAUCGAUUAACGAUCUUAGAGGACCUAUACCAUUUGGUUUCCAAUAUUUCACUAAGAUGGUACAACUGCAGCUUUUUGAUAACUCUCUCAGUGGUAGUAUUCCUUCAGGGCUCGGACGUUACAGCCGGCUUUGGGUAGUUGAUUUUUCAGUAAACAACCUAACCGGGACGAUUCCUUCUCACCUUUGUCAUCAUUCUAAUCUGAGCAUAUUGAAUUUGGAGUCUAACAAGCUGUAUGGAAACAUUCCUCCUGGAAUCCUGAACUGUAAAUCACUGGUGCAACUUCGUCUCGGCGGGAACAUGCUUACCGGGGCAUUUCCAUCAGAGCUUUGCAACUUGGAGAACCUUUCUGCCAUUGAAUUGGGCCAGAAUAAAUUCAGUGGUCCAAUUCCGCUGGAUAUUGGAAGAUGUCUACAGUUGCAAAGGCUUCACAUUGCGAACAAUUUCUUCACAUCUAACUUACCAAAAGAAAUUGGAAACCUCACUAAGUUGGUCACUUUCAAUGUUUCAUCUAAUCGGCUCACUGGUCAGUUACCACUUGAAUUUUUCAACUGUAAGAUGCUUCAACGACUCGAUCUCAGCCACAAUGCCUUUACAGGCUCUUUACCGAAUGAGAUCGGUUCCCUUUCGCAACUGGAGCUUCUCAUCCUUUCUGGAAAUAAGUUCUCAGGAAACAUACCUGCAGGACUGGGAAACAUCUCCCGUGUGACAGAGUUACAGAUCGGCGGUAACUCAUUUUCUGGUGAAAUUCCAAAGGAGUUGGGCUCCCUUUUAAGCUUGCAGAUUUCAAUGGAUCUCAGUUACAAUAAUCUAACUGGGAGAAUACCCCCAGAGCUUGGAAAACUUUAUCUUCUGGAAGUUCUCCUUCUCAAUAACAACCAUUUGACUGGACAAAUUCCUACCGAGUUUGACAACCUUUCUAGUUUAUCAAUCUGCAACUUCUCCUACAAUGACCUUACCGGGCCGAUACCUUUGAUACCAUUGUUUCAGAACAUGGGCAUCGAUAGCUUUACGGGCAACGACGGACUUUGUGGCGGACCUCUUGGUGAUUGCAAUGUGGAUUUUUCUUCUCAUACUACACAAUCGGAAAGUGCAAAUACGUCACGUGGUAAAAUCAUCACAGGAGUUGCUUCUGCUAUAGGUGGGAUCUCUCUCGUUCUAAUUGUGAUUAUUUUGCAUUACAUGAGACGUCCACAUGAAUCUUCUUCGAUGCCGAAUAAGGAGAUGUCGUCCUCUGACUCGGAUUUUUACUUACCUCCCAAGGAGGGAUUUACUUUCCAUGAUCUGGUUGAAGUCACAAAUAACUUUCACGACAGCUAUAUUAUUGGAAAGGGUGCUUGUGGAACAGUUUAUAAAGCCGUGGUUCAUACCGGACAGAUUAUCGCAGUUAAGAGGUUGGCAUCAAACAGGGAAGGGAACAACAUUGAGAACAGUUUCCAGGCCGAAAUUUUGACCCUCGGAAAGAUAAGGCAUCGAAAUAUUGUUAAGCUUUAUGGAUACUGCUACCACCAAGGUUCCAAUCUGCUCCUUUAUGAAUACAUGGCAAAGGGUAGUUUAGGGGAACUAAUUCAUGGGUCCUCUCGUUGCUUGGAUUGGCCAACUCGGUUCACGAUCGCUGUUGGGGCUGCAGAAGGUCUUGCAUAUUUGCAUCAUGACUGCAAACCGAAGAUAGUUCACCGAGAUAUCAAGUCGAAUAAUAUUCUUCUCGAUGAUCACUUUGAAGCCCAUGUUGGUGAUUUCGGUCUUGCAAAAGUGAUUGACAUGCCUCAUUCUAAAUCGAUGUCAGCAGUUGCAGGAUCGUAUGGAUACAUCGCUCCUGAAUAUGCUUACUCUAUGAAGGUUACAGAAAAAUGUGACAUUUAUAGUUUUGGGGUGGUUCUUCUUGAGUUGUUAACUGGGAAAACUCCUGUACAGCCAUUAGAUCAGGGAGGGGAUCUUGUAACAUGGGUGAAAAAUUUCAUCCGCGACCAUUCAUACACGUCGAGAAUAUUUGAUUCUCGGUUGAAUCUUCAAGACAGAAGUAUCAUCGAUCACAUGAUGGCGGUACUAAGAAUCGCUUUAAUGUGCACAAGUAUGUCUCCUUUCGACCGACCAUCUAUGCGGGACGUUGUGUCGAUGCUUAUAGAGUCUAACGAGCAAGAAGUCAAUUUCAUUCCAUCUCCGGAUUCCGACCUUCCCCUCAAAGAUAAUACCAUAUGACAGUACAGUAUAAUCCAUUAUUGGAAGUUUCAUCAGAUGCCUAAAGAUUGCUAGUUACUGAUAUGUUCCCCCUGAUUUUUUUACAGGAAAUUGAUUGGUUUCAUAGUUUUCUUCUUCUUCUUCUUCUUCUUCUUCUUCUUCUUCUUCUUCCUUUAGAAAAAUGUCCAUUGAGUUAACUUAUCAGUUAUUGGGGCUGGGGGCAAUUGGGUAAAGAUAGGUAUUUUCUCCAAUUCUGUAUUUUUGUGAAAGAAACUAAAACAGUUUUUAUGUACAGUUGGUAAUACCAUUGUUCUGUAUGUAAAACAUCAGUGUUAUCAAUAAAAGUAAAAAAUUCUGUCA
Molecule: messenger RNA, 4415 nt
Organism: Momordica charantia (bitter melon)
Lineage: Eukaryota; Viridiplantae; Streptophyta; Magnoliopsida; Cucurbitales; Cucurbitaceae
Biological process (GO): protein phosphorylation
Molecular function (GO): protein kinase activity; ATP binding; protein binding
Source: RefSeq, a predicted model, not a curated record